This is a messenger RNA of Mollisia scopiformis, 570 nucleotides long. RefSeq lists its product as uncharacterized. NCBI's taxonomy places the organism in Eukaryota, Fungi, Ascomycota, Leotiomycetes, Helotiales, Mollisiaceae. The transcript has a single exon. The record is from RefSeq and is a predicted model, not a curated record. Bases 156 to 458 code for a protein of 100 amino acids.
UGAGUAAUAACUCACAUUUCCUCAAAUUUGUCACCCAGCCAAUUGAUCGAAUCAAGUUAGGAGCAUUGACCCCUCCUUUCAAUCUUACACAUGCAUCGUUCGUGCCUAUAACCUUCCACAUCCAACCUGCAACAGUUUUGUAAGCUCUGCGGAGAAUGAGACCAGAUUUUGCUUCCUUUCCAUUAAUUGCUUCCUUUCCAUUAAUUGCGUCCUUGCACUUCCCGUUACUGAAUACUUUCCUUCCCACAUGUCAUGUCUUUAAUUUUCUUUUUGAAAGGGAUUUUCUCUCCAAAAACAGCAAUUGCGCCAGUCUCACCGCAUGUUGCAGAAGACGAUUAAUCAAUCACCUCAUGCCGGAGCGUGCUUCCGAUGAGCAAGCGGCAGAACCAUUGAUGCUAUGCUGGAGCUGGAGGACAGGGCGUCUGCAGGCAUCUUUUCAGCUAAUGAAGGGCUUUUAGCACGUCGAAUUCCCAACAUCAGCUCCAACGCCCGAACCAACGAACCCCCACGAAUCCCCUCCUCAUUCCUCGCAAGGAACCCGCUUCCAGAGCGAGAUGUCUGUCUUUAUUG